GUUUAAAAGGCUCUAUCCUGAAAGAAAACUUAUUCCAAAACAGCAUUUCAUGGUUCAUUACCCAAACCAAAUUCUAAGAUAUGGACCCCUUGUGCGCAACUGGUGCAUGCGCUUUGAGGCUAAGCAUCAUUAUUUUAAGCUUUUGGCGCAGACUGUAGGUUGCUUCAAGAAUAUAGCAAAGACAUUAGCUACCAGGCACCAACGGCUUCAGUGUUACUGGCUUAGUGACAGUGAUGGCUAUUUAAGGAGUGAUACUGAGGUUGGACCAGGUAAAGUUUUUUAUGUGAAGGAUCUGGAAGAGAAAGAAUGCACCUCACUGUGCCAGUUGGGCAACAAUUUGGAUCAGAAUUCAACUGUGACACUGUUGAAUUGGGUGAAAGUCAAUGGUUACAAGUACAAAAAGAAUAUGAUCAUAGUCUAUCAGCAAUUAAUUUUUCCUGUGUUUCUUUUUAUACAUAAUGUUUUUUUUAUGCCAAACAUGGAUGUUAUGUUUUCUUGCAAGAAAGUAAAUACAGUUGCUUUUAGCAGGCACAUUCAUUGCUAUGAGGUUGAAGUUUUGGACGAAUUUGUGCCCUUAUUAUUUUCUGGGAUGCUAGAUCAUCAUCCUCUAGAUCUUUAUACCAUUAUUGUAAAUAGAGAAUCAAAACACUUUGUAAGAAUGAAGUACGACCUAUCUGAUGCUGAACAAUAGUAUACAUAUGUUAAAGAAAUUAUUAAACAUAUUAAAGAAAUUCAGUAAAUAAAUGAA
Messenger RNA from Dendronephthya gigantea, 748 nucleotides. RefSeq lists its product as uncharacterized. The record is from RefSeq and is a predicted model, not a curated record. Lineage: Eukaryota; Metazoa; Cnidaria; Anthozoa; Malacalcyonacea; Nephtheidae. The transcript is spliced from 4 exons. The coding region runs from base 50 to 691 and encodes 213 amino acids.